AUGCCGACCGAAAACCUCCAUCACGUCUGCCAGAGCGUGAACACUAACCUGGCCCGCUACCCCAUCCUCGCUGUCGGUUUGCCCCUCGUCGGAGGAUUCAUCACAGCGAUCCCCUCCCACCUCGCCGUAAAGUCCUACUAUGAAGGUCUCCAAAAGCCCGAAUGGGCUGCCCCCGCCUGUGUCUUUGCCCCCGUCUGGGCUGGAUUGUACAUCACCGUUGGCUAUGCCUCUCACUUGGUCGCCCUCCGCACUGGACCCAACACCCUCCCCUCGAUCCGUCAUUUAGCUAGAACUGGAUUGGGCAUCUAUGGAUUGAACUUGGCUUUGAACUUUGCUUGGUCCCCUUUGAUGUUCUGGAAGAACAAGAUCGGUGCUGCCCUCGUCACCGCCGGUGGUUUGACUACCUCGUCGGUUGCUCUUGCCUACUACUUCUUCAAGGUCGACAAGUGCGCCGGCUACUUGACGAUCCCCUACGUCGCCUGGCUCGGAUAUGCCACUGCCUUGAACUACGACAUCUGGAUCAAGAACGGUAGUGGCCCCGCCUGCGACUCUGCCCGCAAGGUCGGCAAGGAGAUCAACGACGCUGCCAAGCACGCCAAGCAUGAGAUCAAGGAUGCUGCCCACAAGGCUGCUGACAAGGUCGAGAAGGAGUUCAAAUAA
Molecule: messenger RNA, 660 nt
Organism: Linnemannia hyalina
Lineage: Eukaryota; Fungi; Mortierellomycota; Mortierellomycetes; Mortierellales; Mortierellaceae
Source: the annotation of a GenBank genome assembly